Messenger RNA from Mizuhopecten yessoensis (Yesso scallop), 3561 nucleotides. RefSeq names its product F-actin-capping protein subunit beta-like. Gene Ontology annotation, biological process: regulation of lamellipodium assembly; actin cytoskeleton organization; barbed-end actin filament capping. Gene Ontology annotation, cellular component: F-actin capping protein complex; cytoplasm. Gene Ontology annotation, molecular function: actin filament binding. The transcript has 7 exons. The record is from RefSeq and is a predicted model, not a curated record. Lineage: Eukaryota; Metazoa; Mollusca; Bivalvia; Pectinida; Pectinidae. The coding region runs from base 102 to 920 and encodes 272 amino acids.
AUUCUCGUUUCUGAACUCCUCGGGACCGGGUUGAAAGAAGCCAUACUCUUUGAUCUAUCGCUUCCUGGAAGAUAUUUCAUUGAAGAAAAACUAGUUUUAAAAUGACAGAUCAACAGCUUGAUUGUGCGUUGGAUUUGAUGAGGCGUUUGCCUCCCCAACAGAUAGAGAAAAACUUAACAGACCUCAUUGACUUGGUACCUAGUCUAUGUGAAGACCUACUCUCCUCCGUGGACCAACCCCUGAAGAUUGCUAGAGACAAAACGGUGGGCAAAGACUACCUCUUGUGUGAUUAUAACAGAGACGGAGACUCGUACAGGUCUCCGUGGAGUAACACUUAUGACCCUCCCCUUCAGGAUGGAACCAUGCCAUCAGACAAAUUACGGAAACUAGAAGUGGACGCCAAUAACGCAUUUGACCAAUACAGAGAAAUGUAUUUUGAGGGCGGAGUGUCCUCUGUCUACCUGUGGGACCUUGAUCACGGAUUUGCUGGUGCUAUACUCAUAAAGAAGGCUGGUGAUGGGUCCAAAAACAUAAAAGGCUGCUGGGACUCGCUACAUGUGAUAGAGGUCCAGGAACGAUCUAGUGGACGGAGUGCUCAGUACAAACUUACAUCUACAGCAAUGUUGUGGCUGCAGACUUCCAAGGAGAAUUCAGGAGUCAUGAACCUCGGCGGUAGUCUCACACGUCAGAUAGAGCAGGAUUGUCCCGUUAGUGAAAACACACCACACAUAUAUAACAUUGGCAGGAUGGUGGAGGAGAUGGAGAACAAAAUUAGACACACAUUAAAUGAAAUUUACUUUGGGAAAACCAGGGACAUUGUAUAUGGCCUACGAGCAGUAGACCAGAUCGCUGAUAAGAAGCAGGAAGACUUGAGGAAGGAACUUAAAGGAUUUCUCCAGAACCGAAUCCAGUCACAGUGAUCUCACGCCCUGGGUGGGGGUCAUAGGUCAAAGGCUUAAUUAUUAUCAAACGCAACAUUCUUGUGCUGGUGACCAUUUCUUUCAUGUGUGUGGUCUGAACAAGUGGGAAAUCACGGAUCAGAUGACACAGCUUUACUGUGUGGUCUGAGCGAGGAUCAGACAGCACAUGACAUAUACAAAUACUAACACUCUAUAGCUCAGAGGACUAGACGAUCACUAGUUCACUCCCUUGGGGAUCUUUUUAAUGGGUAAAAUUGUGUGCAUGGAAGAAUAAAACAAAACAAUAUCUGCAUGCUCUAAAAUUCAAUAUUAUUUGGAAUAUACAUAUUCACUUUGCUCUGUUUCAAAAUGGGAUAUGUUUAGAAUCGAGUGUAUCGUACAUGUAUACAGGUAAAGCGUAAAAAAAAAUAAAAAAAAUAAAACGUUUGACAGAUUAAGAUUGUAUUGAAGUACACCGCUAAUGAAGCGUUCCGUUGUUAAUGUUGAUUCUUGGUCCCAAGCGUUGUGUAAUUAUCUAUCAAGGAGCAAGUCCACAGUAUUCCGAUAAAAAAAUUCCUCUGCAUGCUGAACGGAUCAAUUAUGUAGUUUUGUGUAUGUGUGGAAUAAUAGUAGACAAUCACAAACCAUUGGGCAAAUCUCUACAUCCUCCUAGGUAAGUUUCACAGGAAAUGUGCAACCUCCUGGACCAUUUUGUCAGGAGAGUACUGUAUUCCCAUAUACAAAUUUGCCCAGAAACUUUUAACACCCUCAUUAGUAAAUUUGACAGGAAAGUUAACAAUGCACUAGUUUUAGUUUCUUUAUAAUGCAUUUACUUUUUGGCUGAUAUUUUUUUCCUAUAAAUCUUUGUCCUGUGAAAGAUGUGUAAAAUCUGAGCAACCAUUCAACACUGAAUCUAAAACUUGACCCAGACAUUUGUAAGGAUGAGAGAGGUAUAUUUGAAACUUGAUCCAUUCUAAAUCCUGAUAUACAGACAACAAAAAACAAAUCUGGAAAUCCUCCUGGGUAUUUCACUGCCAUAGACAUCAACAAACAUAGUCAUGGUUACAUAGCAGGUAACCAUGGUAACUGGUGUAAAGGUAAAUGCCGUGGGAACUACUGCAGGUAAUGCAGUUACCAUAGGAUCUGCUAUAUAUAUACCUAGGUACCACAUACAUAGUUGCCACGGUAACUGGUGAUGUCACACAGUUACCAUGAUUACAGUACAGGUAACAUAAAUUGUUACCAUGGUAACUGAUACAGAUAUCUACCAGGUAUUCCUCUUUCUGUUAUUAAGAGUGAAUAAUUUACCAAUUUGAUUUAAGGUUCCCUUUUAUCGAGCCCAACUACAUAAUAUAGUCUAUGUAUAAAGGUGUAAACAAUAUAUGUAUCUACUGUUAUUAUAUAUAUGCAGUCUAAUAUUAUGUGAUUUUUUGUUGACAUAUUUAUUUACUACCAUUUAUCUUAAUUUAACUGUAGUUUGAACACAAAUGGUAGUAAUUACAUCGCUUUACAAGACUGUAAUGAGGGUGUUGUUGGUUUACCUGAGUUAGAGAAAUUGAGAAUAUAAACAAGUAGAAAAUUUUGUUUUAUUUUAAACAGCUAUGCUGCUUACCCUUCUCAAACCAAAACAUUAUUGAAUGGAGUUUUACAAGGAAUAUGUCACACUUUCCAAAUGUCAUAAAGAUUUUAUUUUGAAGUGUUGAGUAAGAAAUUCAUCAGGAGACAUACAUACUGGUGUGUAUUCAUUCAAACAUAUGUUAUUGACAUUAAACAGUCAAAGGGAUUGGACCCAAGUUCUAACAACUAACUAAGCCCUCUCUGGUGUGUUUAGGGAGGCCAUAUAGCGUAACGCAUGUCUACCACAAUUUGAUGUUACAGAGUCUGAUUCUUAUUCCUGGACUAGGUAUUUGUCUCAUGAAAAUAAAACCCUCAUUUCUCAGGUCACCUUGGGUUGCUCGGAUCAACUUGAGUUCUUUGUAAACAUGUUUAAUCUUAUUUAUAUUGAACAGGUGUUUGAUCUGAAUUCUGUUACCUGUACAGAUAAGGACACACCUUACAUUGCUCCCCAAUACUCCAAAAACAUUUCAAUAACCUUCCUAAAAUAUCGCACCACACUGUCAGAUAACUACACUUUAAUAAGACAAUUGGUAAAAACUGUUGGAACCACUUGUCAGGAAAAGGUUUAUGACCUUAUUUUUCCUGAUUUCAUGGCGAAAAAUUCAACAUAACAUCUGACAUCAACCAAAUAUAUCCACUAAGAAAAAAGUCUACAUUUACCUCCUACGUUACAGCACUGACUUAAAUAGCAGUCCGAUUCCUUGGUUACAGACUGCGAUGUUUAGUCUUUUUCAUGUGAGCAUGGUUUGGGUGAUUUAAAUUACUGUAAUGAUGAAAUGAUUUUUUAAGGAAAUGAUUAACAAGCAUUUGAGUGUAGUGUCAGUAAUCUGGUUUUAUAUAUUACAACUGUCUACAGAAACACAGAUGAUUCCAGUAGCUUUCCAAGUUACAUCUGUACACAGAGCUAAUGAGAUUCCUGUAAAUACUAUAACUAUUAUAAUGUAGGGCCGACACGUUGUUGUCCUCUAGCUUUGAAUAAUCUUAAUCAUUUUGAUGCUUGGUAACUCUGUGCCAAGUUUUUAUUAUUAAAAUAUUGCUGAUGUAA